Molecule: messenger RNA, 777 nt
Organism: Exophiala viscosa
Lineage: Eukaryota; Fungi; Ascomycota; Eurotiomycetes; Chaetothyriales; Herpotrichiellaceae
Product: adenylate kinase-domain-containing protein
Exons: 2
Coding region: 1-777 (258 amino acids)
Biological process (GO): nucleobase-containing compound metabolic process
Cellular component (GO): cytoplasm
Molecular function (GO): ATP binding; AMP kinase activity
Source: RefSeq, a predicted model, not a curated record
AUGGCAGAGCAGACUGAGCAUAUCGAGCAGCGUGAACAGACCACAAGGCCCAAAGAGGGAAGCAAAACACUCGUACCGAUCAUGCCGGAGUUGAAGAAGCCCAUUGUCAUCUACGUUUUAGGACCACCAGGUGCCGGAAAGGGAACAUUGUGCAAGAAGAUCCAGCAAAAAUAUGACAUCAAACACAUUUCGAUCGGCGACUGGCUGCGUGCUGAGGUUGCUAAACAGACCGACACAGGAAAUCUCGUUAAAAUAUAUGUCAAGCGAGGCGACCUUGUUCCGGACCAAAUCAUCAAGAAUAUUCUCAGUGAAGAGUUCUUUGCGCCAAAGCCGAUAAACGAGGUGUGUCCCGCCCUGCUCAUCGAUGGAUUCCCAAGAAAGGUCACUCAAAUCCCGGACUUUGACGAAAUCGAGCCGGCCAUUGUUUUGUUCUUUGAUUGCCAGGGGCAUGUCGCACGCAACAGAGUCCUAACCCGCAUCGACGGUAGCAGAACCCGAGAUACAUCAGAUGUGUUUGCCAAGCGAUAUGCCGAAUUCGAGAAAGAGAAUCCAGCAGUCCUGGACCAUUUUGUAAAGGCUGGAAAGGAAGUUGUCAAGAUCGAUACCAGUGGAGACACAAAGAAGUCUUGGAACGGUUUGACGGAGCAGUUGGACAGAUCGACCGCUUGGAAAGAGAUGCUGGCGAAAUUGGAGGCGGAUUUCGAAACGGUGGUGUCAUACGAUAGUCCAACGGCUGAGGCUGAAACUCAGGUUGAGAUGCGGCCAUGGUUUGGAUAG